Molecule: messenger RNA, 2204 nt
Organism: Nannospalax galili (Upper Galilee mountains blind mole rat)
Lineage: Eukaryota; Metazoa; Chordata; Mammalia; Rodentia; Spalacidae
Gene: Prrx1
Product: paired related homeobox 1
Exons: 5
Coding region: 1084-1737 (217 amino acids)
Biological process (GO): regulation of DNA-templated transcription
Molecular function (GO): DNA binding; DNA-binding transcription factor activity, RNA polymerase II-specific
Source: RefSeq, a predicted model, not a curated record
UUGCUCUGAUGUUGGCAAAGGGGGUUUUCUUAAUCAGACUGUUUUUUGGUCCCAGGGAAAGGAGGAAGAAGGAGAUUGUGAUGGAGAAAGGGGGUCUGUAAAACGUCAGGCGCGGCACAAAGGCUUUGCCACGUAAUUACAGGCUCCUAUUAAGUGGAGAUCUGCCCUCCCAGGGGUCUCCAAUUUUCUUGUAUUCCCUACAAAGCCUCCUCUACAUGCCAGUUUGUGCCUUUUGAAGUGCCAGAGAGCUUCUUGAUCCGACUGAGAAGGAAGAGAGAGAGCUCUGCGAGAAGAGGGGGAGAGAGAAGGGAAAGGGGGGACCCACCACCGCCCUUCUACGGACUCUGGAAGCCCUACUUUUAAUUUUUUAUUAUUAUUUCUUUUUCGCUCCUCAAGAAAAGUAAAGUGAGAACCCUGCUCUCUAAUACAUCUGCAAGACAUCACCGUCUCCUCCUGAAACCUUAGUCACUCCUGAGAAUCCACAGGAGUGCAGAGAGGGGGAACGCGCUUUCUUGAAGAUGUUUUAAAGCUGGAACAAGCCUUCUUCUGUUGGUGCUUGAACUCUUGCCGGGAUAACUUUUUUUAACCUCCUUUUUUCAAAAACCCACUUUGAUUCUUCUCCCCACCUCUUCUUUCUCCUUUCUGUUUGCCUUACUCCCCCGCCUGCUGGCCUCCCUUUCCUCUCUCCCCUUUAUUAUUAUUUUUAGCGUGUGCGUGUGGACGCUUUUGGAGAGUUGGAAGGGCUUUUUCCCCCUCCUGAUUUAAAAGCAGGGUAACUUUUUAAAAUUUUACUUUUUGGUGUGGAUUAUCUCUUUGGACCGCGCGGGACUUGGCUUCAGGAAAGCAACCAAGGCCGCCCAAAAGUUGCUGGUGCCCAACGCCCUGUGCUGCAGAAGGGGGUCCCCCCCGCCCUGUGUUCCACCUCUCUCUCUCUCUCUCUCUCUCUCUCUCUCUCUCUCUCUCUCUUUCUCUCUACUCCCCCCUCAUUCUUCCCCACUCGGCUCGUCUCCCCCCUCGCGCCCACAGCGUUUGGUGUUGAUUCGAGCGGGAAGAGGGGGGUGGGUGGGAUUGGAGGGGGACACCAUGACCUCCAGCUACGGGCACGUUCUGGAGCGGCAACCGGCGCUGGGCGGCCGCUUGGACAGCCCAGGCAACCUCGACACCCUGCAGGCCAAAAAGAACUUCUCCGUCAGUCACCUGCUAGACCUGGAGGAAGCCGGGGACAUGGUGGCCGCGCAGGCAGACGAAAGUGUGGGCGAGGCGGGCCGGAGCCUCCUGGAGUCGCCGGGACUCACCAGCGGCAGCGACACCCCGCAGCAGGACAAUGAUCAGUUGAACUCAGAGGAAAAGAAGAAGAGAAAGCAGCGGAGGAACAGGACCACCUUCAAUAGUAGCCAGCUGCAGGCUUUGGAGCGUGUCUUUGAGCGGACACACUACCCUGAUGCUUUUGUGCGAGAAGACCUCGCUCGUCGGGUGAACCUCACCGAGGCCAGAGUGCAGGUGUGGUUUCAGAACCGAAGAGCCAAGUUCCGUAGGAAUGAGAGAGCCAUGCUGGCCAAUAAAAAUGCUUCCCUCCUCAAGUCCUACUCAGGAGACGUGACUGCUGUGGAGCAGCCCAUCGUACCUCGCCCUGCUCCCAGACCCACCGAUUAUCUGUCCUGGGGGACAGCCUCUCCGUACAGAUCCUCGUCCCUCCCAAGAUGUUGUUUACACGAGGGGCUUCAUAACGGAUUCUAACGGAAGACACUGAAAAGCGCCAUGGCUACUUAUUCUGCCACAUGUGCCAACAAUAGCCCUGCACAGGGCAUCAACAUGGCCAACAGCAUUGCCAACCUGAGACUGAAGGCCAAGGAAUAUAGUUUACAGAGGAACCAAGUGCCAACAGUCAACUGAGGAAAAAAAUAAUUAAACAGGCCUAAGAAGAAAUCAAAAACCAUAAGACACCUGUCCUGCUCUGUCAUUUCUUCAUCUGCUGGAAAAAUAAAAGCAAACAAACAAAAAACAGAACUAAAAUAUUGGGACUAUGGCAGAGGAAAGCAGGAGAGGAGCAAAAUGAAAAUUAGUUAACAAACGUUCCUUCUCCCUCUGGGAUGCCAACACCAUUUGUUUCUGUGUGUGUUUAUUUUGUUUUUCUUCUAUUCAUGCUUUGCUAAUUAUACUCCAUGCUUCUUCGGCUAGGUUCAGCCCACCCACUCCCAUAAUUG